CCCGAUAAAAAUAACAAGAGUGUACAGCGCUUCAUUUCACGAAUGCGAGAUAGGCAUACUCGUAAAAAAGCCGACGCCAAACGGUUCGUGAAAAAGGGCCUAACACCUGAGCCUUAUCUUUAUGAAAUUCCAGAACCAGGUGAACAUUUUGAGUACGUUGUAGUUGAAAAUGAUUUAUCACAGAAGGUGGGGGAUAAAAUGGAGUACCCGGAAGUGGCAAGACGUCUUGGUAAAAAAAUUGAUAUUAACUACUAUCUGAAAAACGUUGUCGGACUCUGUGCGCGCUUUAUCAAUUAUGAGAAUAGAUACCAGCCAUUAUCUGAAACUUUGCUGGAAGCUUUAAGAAAGUUAAAAGAUGAUAAUAAAGCGG
Dentiscutata erythropus is the source of this 370-nucleotide messenger RNA. The record is from the annotation of a GenBank genome assembly. Lineage: Eukaryota; Fungi; Glomeromycota; Glomeromycetes; Diversisporales; Gigasporaceae.